Molecule: messenger RNA, 522 nt
Organism: Serendipita indica DSM 11827
Lineage: Eukaryota; Fungi; Basidiomycota; Agaricomycetes; Sebacinales; Serendipitaceae
Source: the annotation of a GenBank genome assembly
AUGGCCUCUGCACGACUUGGAUCCAUGGAACGACUCGCCAACAGCAAAGCUUUGGCUGCUGAAGUCCGCAUUCUCCUCCAGGAAGUAGGCAAACUCCGCGAUGAGAAGCGCGCCCUCCAAUACGAAGUUUCUGAGCUCCUGGCGGCAAAGGCCAGAUACGGAUCAGAUGGCGAUUAUCAUGGGGAAUGGAGACCUCCUCACGAGCAACCACAGGCAAUCGCACCCCCUCCUCCUCCUGAGCCAGCCCCAUCCGAUGCGCUAGUCCUACACCAAGAAGCAAAAUCUGGAUGGCGCAGCGUUCCCAAGAAGCACGAGCGCAAGCCUAGGGAACCUCGAGUGGCAAAGCCUCGCGCUCCCGAGCCGCCUCCGCCGCCUCCAGUCCAGGCGAUUCCACCACCAAACAUGCCCAGCUGGGCAUCUUGGAAACCGAACCCUCUCUAUCAUCCUCAACCGCGAGCAGCCGUUCCUGCCCCUGCUCCGCCUCCAGGACUCUUCGGUCCGCCCACACCACCACCACAUUAG